Closterium sp. Naga37s-1 is the source of this 702-nucleotide messenger RNA. The record is from the annotation of a GenBank genome assembly. Lineage: Eukaryota; Viridiplantae; Streptophyta; Zygnematophyceae; Desmidiales; Closteriaceae.
AUGGGACAACAGAUCAGACUUGGUGCGUACAACGUGGAGGACGAUGCGGCAUAUGCCUAUGCCGCGGCUGCGUACGUGAUCCGGCGCAAGGAUCACAUCCCGCACAUGAAGGUGCUGACUGAUACAGAGAUGGCAGCGCUGGAUGGGUGUGUCAGAUCGGACGUGAGGCACCUUGUGAAGGCUCGUCUGUGGUGGAGGUGGCGUCAGUGGAGGACAGCAAUGGCAGAAGUGGGCAUUGCACCCGGGACUCCAUUCCCUCUCGAAAAUGGAGGUUCCCGCUCGCCUCCUAUCAGAAUUGGUGAUGACGAAGGGGAGUACCCGCUGACACUGAAGGAUGAUGCAUCUGACGAGGAGAUGCAAGAGCCAGAGCUGGGCACGUCCGACAGUAGCUCGUCAACCGCACGGUCCAGCCGGCAGGACGAGGAGGAUGCUGUGGAAGGGGAGUCGUCGCGCCGCCGGCGCAAACGCAACGUUAACGAAGUCCUCCAGGGGUCCGCACGCCAAGAAUGCGAACCCGAAGCACCGCCAGCUGCAUCUUCGGAUGACAAUCCCAAUGAGGCCCUCCCGAGGCUCAACCCCGUGCAGAGCGAUGACGAAGAUGCUGCGGAAGCCGAGGACGAAGAAGAAGCAGGCGCGGAUGAGGAGGACGCUGGCGCGGAAAGUUGGCCGGAUGAAACUCCGGUGACAGGAGGAGAUGGCUAG